UGCCGGGCACUCAACCAUGAGACUCCAUUCCCUCCUUUCUGUUUUCCUCCUCUUUGUGACUAUAAUAUCAGAAGGAGAGACUGGCAUUAUUCCAGGGCUAAAACAGUGUGUCAUUUUGAAAGGAGUGUGCAAAGAUGGAGGAUGUACCACCCUGGAUGAUACCAUUGGUGUAUGUAAUUAUGAAAAAAAAUGUUGUAGAAGGUGGUGGGUAUUGAAUCCUUAUCCAACACCGAUUCCCAAAGGAAAGUCUCCUUAGAGGGGAGAAACUGUAAGCACUUCGAAUUCCAGAAUGGAUGGAUACAUUUUGCAGGCACCUGUUUAAUCCAACUUGUUCUUCUCCCUUGAUUGGAAAUAAAUGUUGUCCUAAUUCCACA
Messenger RNA from Lemur catta (Ring-tailed lemur), 374 nucleotides. It is a transcript of the gene DEFB130B, whose product is annotated as defensin beta 130B. Gene Ontology annotation, molecular function: CCR6 chemokine receptor binding; chemoattractant activity. Gene Ontology annotation, biological process: cell chemotaxis; defense response to bacterium. NCBI's taxonomy places the organism in Eukaryota, Metazoa, Chordata, Mammalia, Primates, Lemuridae. The coding region runs from base 17 to 256 and encodes 79 amino acids. The transcript is spliced from 2 exons. The record is from RefSeq and is a predicted model, not a curated record.